Anolis carolinensis (green anole) is the source of this 10304-nucleotide messenger RNA. RefSeq names its product collagen alpha-6(VI) chain. Bases 13 to 8220 code for a protein of 2735 amino acids. NCBI's taxonomy places the organism in Eukaryota, Metazoa, Chordata, Lepidosauria, Squamata, Anolidae. The record is from RefSeq and is a predicted model, not a curated record. Gene Ontology annotation, molecular function: serine-type endopeptidase inhibitor activity. The transcript has 39 exons.
AAUGUCCUCAGGAUGGAUUAUUGGAACCAGUUUAUUGUUCUUGUGUGCUUAACGACUUUGUGUACCACCAGUGCCCAAACUACUGAUUGUAGAGAAGCUUCCAUCGCAGACCUUGUGUUCCUGGUGGAUGGAUCCUGGAGCAUAGGAGUGAAGAACUUCAAAACCAUUCAAGAUUUCCUGUACACCCUAGUUGACAGUUUUGAUGUUGGAGAGAAUAAAGUACGAAUAGGGCUAAUACAGUACAGUGAUGCGCCCCACAAUGAGUUCUUUUUGAACACUUUCUGGCACAAAAAUGACAUUCUAGAAAAGAUACAGGCUCUACGCUACAAAGGAGGAGGCACCAAAACUGGGAAGAGUUUGAAAUUCAUGCUGGAUCACCAAUUCAGUGAAAAAGCUGGAAGUCGACGUGAUGAAGGUGUUCCCCAAAUUGCCAUUGUAAUAACAGAUGGGCAAGCCCAAGAUAAUAUUCGUGAACCAGCAGAGGAAGUCAAGAGCGCAGGCAUUAUGAUUUAUGCUGUAGGCAUCAAAGAUGCAGUUUUCUCUGAACUUCAAGAAAUCGCUAGUGAUCCAGAUGAAAUGCAUGUAUAUAGUGUGGAAGAGUUUGCGGGUCUGCAAGGGAUCUCCCAAAAUAUACUUCAGGUGAUAUGCACUACUGUAGAGGAAGUGUCUCGACAAAUCACCCAGGUUUCUCCAGUAUGCCGAAAAGCCACUGUUGCAGACAUUGUGUUUUUGGUGGACAGCUCAGCCAGCAUUGGCCUGGAGAAUUUUCAGAAAGUGAAAAACUUCUUGUACACACUGGUUUCUAGCCUUCACGUCAGCCAGGACCAGAUUAGAAUUGGGCUGGCCCAAUAUAGUGAUGACAUCUUUAUGGAGUUUUUACUAAACCAAUAUUCGUUGAAAAAUGAUAUUCUGGAGCAAAUACAGGAUUUGCCUUUCCGAAGUGGAAGAACUUACACUGGGGCUGCCUUGAAUUCCAUCAUGGAAGGCUAUUUCAUUGACUCUGCUGGAAGCAGAGCACAAGAAAACAUCCCACAAAUACUCAUUCUACUCACAGAUGGGGAAUCGAAUGAUGAUGUCAAAGUUCCAGCCAGCAAACUUAGGGCAAGAGGAAUCUCACUGUAUGUGGUGGGAAUUGGUGUCCAAGACACUGCUGAGCUUAAAGAAAUUGCCAGCAGGCCUUUUAAUAAGUUUCUGUUUAAUAUUGAUAAUUUCGAUAUCCUGGAAGAACUCUCAAGCAGUCUUCUCCAAAUGGUGUGUUUUGCAGUAGAGAGUCAGAUUAAAGCAUUCACGAAGCAAUAUGCUGACAUUAUUUUCCUUGUGGAUUCUUCUGAAACAAUGGGACCCUCAAACUCUGAAGAAGUUAAAAAAUUCAUUGCCCAGAUUGUUGAAAAACUGGAUGUCGCCACAGACAAAUACCAGAUUGCCUUUGCUCAGUACAGUGAAGAAGGGCAAGUAGAAUUUUUGCUGAACACGUAUGAGUCCAAGGAAGAUGUUCUUAACCAUAUUCGGAGCAAUAUCACAUUCAAGGGGGGCCCUCUGCAUACGGGGGAGGCCCUGAAGUUUUUGCAUGAGACCUAUUUUACUGAAGAAGCUGGAAACCGGUUUAAGCAAGGAACGCCGCAGUUUACAGUGGUUGUCAUUUCAGACAAAUCUGAGGAUGAUGUCACGGAUGCUGCCAAAGUGCUGAAAGAUGCAGGAAUAAAAGUUGUAACAGUUGGCGUCUUAAAUUCUGAUCAGGAAGAAAUGGAAAGGAUUGCUACUUCUCCCUUGGUUUACCAGGUCAAUGAUGUGCAAAACCUCAAUCAGCUUCACAAGAGCAUACUUGAUGUUUUUGAAGUACCAGUUCAGCAGCAGUAUGAGGUUGCCAUAGAUGCAGAAGCGCCCGCAGUUUGCUCCAGUGCUUCUGUGGCAGACAUUGUCUUUCUUGUGGAUGAAUCCAGCCGAAUUGGCCAAAGGAAUUUCCACCUAAUUAGGACUUUUCUCCUAAAGGUUAUCAGUGCUCUGGAUAUUGGUCCAGAUAAUGUACGGGUUGCCUUGGUUCUUUACAGUGAUAAACCAAGGUUAGAAUUUAGCCUGGAUACCUUUGAAAAAAAGCCAGAGGUUCUGAACUAUCUGACCAAGCUGCCGUAUCGAGGUGGGCAAACAUACACUGGCGCGGCCAUAGACUUUGUACGGAAAAAGGUUUUCUCCAAGAAAAUGGGGAGCAGGAAGGACCAAGGGGUGCAGCAGCUGGCUGUGGUGAUCACUGAUGGUGAAUCGCUAGAUAAUUUCACAGGACCUGCCUCCAAACUCCGACGUAAAGGUGUUACUGUUUAUGCUGUGGGCAUCCAAAAUGUCUCAGCAAGUGACCAGCUCUACAAAAUUGCAUCUCACCCUCCAAGGAAACAUGUUACCAACCUGGGAUCAUUUUUGCAGUUAUCAAACAUUGAGUGGAUUAUUAAAAAACGGCUUUGUAAUGAGAUUGUUUUCCAAACAUUUGCGGUUCCAGCCCGUUCCCGAAUUGUGAAAGAAGGCUGUGAAGAAACAGAGGAGGCAGACAUUUAUUUCUUGAUUGAUGGGUCAGGCAGUAUCUACCCUGAUGAUUUCCAUGACAUGAAAGUCUUCAUGAAUGAACUGAUCAGUAUGUUCCAAGUUGGCACCGACAGAGUUCGUUUCGGGGUUGUUCAGUAUGGAAGUACUCCCCAAACAGAGUUUGAGAUUCACCAGUAUAACACCGUGGCACAAUUAAAAGAUGCCAUCAAGGGGAUUCAACAACUCGGAGGUGGCACCAGAACAGGAGAUGCUUUAACAUAUAUGCAGAGGCUGUUUAACAGUUCGGUCAGAGCCCAAGUCCCGCAGUUCCUUAUCAUAAUUACGGAUGGACAAUCCCAAGACCAUGUCACCAAAGCAGCAGAAGAGCUGCGAGAGGCAGGGAUUGUGAUCUAUGCCAUUGGUGUCAAGAGUGCAGUCCAAAGCGAACUGGAGGAUAUUGCUGGGACCAAGGACCGAAUGUUUUUUGUGAAUGACUUUGAUUCCUUAGAUCUCAUCAAGCAUGAUGUUGUGAGGGAUAUCUGCUCUCCUGAGGCCUGUAAAAACCUGAAAGCUGACAUUAUUUUGCUGAUUGACACUUCCAAAACCAUGGAUCAAGUUCAGUUUGAGCUGACUAAACAAUUCAUUGAGUUGAUUGUGAACAAGUCUGAUAUUGGAUCUGAGAAGAUUCAGAUUGGACUGCUUCAGUUCAGCUCAGAUCCACAAGAGGAAUUUCCACUCAACAGAUAUGAUAAUAAGGCUGACUUGAGGAAAGCAGUAUCUGCAAUGAGGCAAAUGAAAAAAGGAAGAAAGUUGGGGAAGGCACUAGAUUUUGCCUCUCCUUACUUUGACCUAUCCACAGGAGGACGGCCAGGAGCAAAGCAGUAUCUGAUAGUGGUCACAGAUGGUAAAUCUGAAGAUGAAGUAAGAAAUCCUGCCAGACAUCUUAGGAAUAAAGGGGUCACCAUCUAUGCCAUUGGAGUACUACAAGCAAGCAACUCCCAACUUCUGGAAAUUGCUGGCACCCAGGAAAAAGUGUUUUCUGAGGAUUUUUUUGAAGCCCUCUUGUAUUUGGAAAAGCCGAUACUGUUUGAAAUUUGCAAUCCUGAGGAAGAGUGCAAACGGACAGAAGUUGCUGACAUCGUCUUUGUUGUGCACGGAUCACGGUACAUUACAGAACUGCAGUUCAAGGGGAUACAGUGGCUCAUGGAGUCCAUUGUGAAUGACUCGGUGGUGGGAAAAGACCAUGUCCAAUUUGGGGUUGUUGUCUACAGUACUGACCCCCAAGAGGAAUUCCCACUGAAUCGGUUUUCCACAAAGCUGCAAGUCAGGGAAGCCAUUCAAAAGCUGACGCUUUCGAGAGGGUUCACUUUUACAGCGAGAGCUUUGAAUUUUGCAAGGGAACGGUUUGACGCAGUGUACGGUGGCCGAAUGUCCGUUCUCGGCAUCACACGAAUGAUUGUGCUAAUCACUGAUGAGCCAACCACCCCAACAGAUAGGCCCAAUCUCCCAGCAGCAGUGCAGGCUCUGAGGCAAGCAGGAAUCGAGAUCAUCGCCAUUGGAAUAGAUGGAGCCAGUCAAACAGAACUGCAAGAAAUUGCGGGUGAUAGUGGAAAUUGGUUUUAUAGCCCAAGUUACAAUGCGCUGGAAAAUUUACAUGAUAACAUCACUCAUGUUAUAUGUGAUGAAUCAAAGCCAGCUUGUGGCACUCAAGAGGCAGACCUUGUGUUUUUGAUCGAUGGCUCAGGAAGCAUAUCUGCACGUAACUUCUCCGCAAUGAAGGCCUUCAUGAAGGAAGUUGUAGACAGCUUUAUUAUUGCUCAGGACAAAGUCCGGAUCGGCGUAGUCCAGUUCAGCAAAGAUCCUCAGAAAGAAUUUUACCUCAACGAGUUCUACACUGAUAUUGCCAUAAAGGGGAAGAUUGAUGAAAUUGUCCAGUUAAAAACCACCACCUUCACUGGGAAGGGACUGAGGUUUGUCAGGAGCUUCUUCGAGCCUGAGAAUGGAGGUCGGAAGAACAAAGGAGUGCUGCAGUCUCUCAUAGUCAUUACAGAUGGGAAGUCCAAUGACAGUGUAGAUGAGGCAGCCAUUGUGCUGCGGAAAGAUGGGAUCCAAGUCUUUGCAAUAGGAAUAGCCACUCCAAACUCCUUUGAACUCCUUCACAUUGCUGGAGACCCCCGUCGUGUGUUUGUGGUGGAGAACUUUGAAGGGUUGCAGAAUAUUGAAAGGAAGAUUGUUUCGGAGAUCUGUGAUCCUGGAGAUCCACCCAGUCAAGACUGCAACAUAGACAUUUCAGUAGGAGUUGAUAUUUCUGAGCAUGUGGGGUCUCCACCUGCAUUCCAUUUGAAGCAGAAAAUGCAAACCUACUUGCCCUGGCUUAUGCAGCAAAUGGCUCCAAUUAUCAAUAUCAGUUGCAGCCUUGCGUCUUCCAUUACCAUCAGGUUCAGGUAUCAAGUGUUUGCAAGAAAUGGCCAGUCCUUGUUUGACUCUGACUUUGAACCAUAUAAUGAUGAGAUCAUUCAGAAAUUCUUGGCUGUGCAAACCACGGUGGAUACUUACUUGAAUAUAGGUUUCCUCCAGUCCUUUUGGGAUCAAUCUCUGAGUCUGGCCUCUGCCAAAGUGAAGGUCCUGUUGGUGUUUACUGAUGGGCCAGAUGACAGUGUUGAAAUGCUCAAAACAACAGUUGAUGUUCUUCGCCGGAAAGGGCUUAAUGCAUUUUUAAUGAUUGGUCUGGAAAACUUCCAGGAAUUCCAUGAAUUGCAGGAAAUUGAGUUUGGUAGAGGAUUUGGAUAUCGGGAACCUUUGCACAUAGGAAACCCAGAACUCCCCAGCAUGUUAUGGAGAGCUUUUGACUCUAUUACGGAACGGGAAUGCUGCAAUGUCUGCUGUAAAUGUUUUGGAGAAGAUGGCAUUCGAGGUGCUCUUGGACUUCCCGGAAAGAAGGGAAGUGUGGGCUAUCCAGGAUCCCCAGGCCAUCCUGGUGAGGAAGGAGGAAUUGGAGACCAAGGUACAAUGGGGAUCCGUGGGAUACAAGGGAACAGAGGGUGCUCUGGUGCAAGGGGACCGAAGGGACAAAGAGGAUUCAGAGGAAACAGGGGUCAUGAUGGUGACAUUGGACUGGAUGGGAUUGAUGGACAGGAGGGAGAGCGAGGAUCUCCUGGAUCGCUAGGACCAAGGGGCCGUUCAGGACGGAGGGGUAGAGAAGGCCCCAGAGGACACCCAGGGGAACGAGGACCACCUGGUAUAAGAGGAGAUAUCGGAGUUCAUGGAAUUGACAGCAAUGUCUUUGGUUCUCCGGGUCCAAAAGGAAACACAGGGCGGCAGGGAGAACCUGGAGUCGAUGGUGUGGAAGGAGAGCCAGGCGAGGAUGGUCCAAUCGGCCCAGAAGGUCAUCGAGGUCCCUCUGGCUUAAAGGGUGCACAAGGAGAGGAGGGGGAGCCAGGUGUUCCUGGAGAUGCUGGGCGACAAGGUCCACAGGGUUCUCCGGGCCGUCCAGGAGUACCGGGAUUACCUGGACCAGAAGGUUUGCCAGGUCCCCGAGGCAUUCCAGGAAUUGAUGGUGUACCUGGUGCAAGAGGGAAACUAGGACACACAGGUCACAAGGGUGAACAUGGUGAUCCUGGAGCAAAAGGCCUAUCGGGGUCAUUUGGACCAAGAGGCUUACCUGGACAAGACGGUAACCAUGGAUAUGGUCUACAAGGAAGGAAGGGAGCAAAGGGACUAGCUGGAUUUCCUGGAAACCCUGGACCACAGGGGGAAGAUGGUGACCUUGGCAUUCCAGGGGAUAAAGGAGCAAAAGGAACUAGAGGACAAAGAGCUAGUCCUGGAAUGCCAGGGGAAACAGGGAAUCGAGGAAGCCGAGGUCCACUUGGAAGAAUGGGCCCUAAAGGCCAAAAAGGCAUAACAGCUAUGACGCCUUGUGAACUUGUUAACCUUACUAGAGGAAAUUGCCCUUGCUGUAUAGGUAUGAGUAGGUGUCCAGUAUAUCCAACAGAAGUGGUGUUUGCCCUUGAUAUGUCUGCAGAUGUUACCCCAGAAUCCUUUGGAAGGAUGAAAGACAUUAUGACAUCUUUGCUGAAGGUUAUGAAGAUAAGCACCAGCAACUGUCCUAUUGGUGCUCGGGUGGCAGUGCUUUCAUAUAACACUCACCCAAAGUACCUAAUCCGAUUCUCCGACUUCCAGAGAGACAACCUCCUUAGGGAAGCAGUUCAGAGAAUUCCUUUGGAGAGAUCUUCAGGCCAACGCAAUAUUGGAAGUAUCAUGCGGUUUGUUGCCAGGAAUGUCUUUAAACGGCAUCGUCAAGGUGUCCUUAUGAGGAAAGUUGCAAUAUUUCUCACCGCUGGCCCAUCGCAGGAUGCAACAUCCAUCAAUACAGCUGUGUUGGAAUUCAGUUCUCUAGAUAUUAUGCCGGUGGUCAUUGCCCUCAGCGAAGUACCUAACGUACGGCAGGCCUUUUUGGCAGAUUAUACUAAUCACUUUCAGCUAUAUGUCUGGGGAUCCAAGGAGGAAGAAAACCUGAAUAGUGUUUCACAUUGUGCACUCUGUUAUGAUAAGUGUAACCCAGCUCCAGAAUGUGAGAUGACGGCACAUUUCCCUAUUUUAAUAGACAUGGAUAUAACAUACAUCAUGGACAGCUCUUCGAAUGUCGGAAGUGAGGAGUUUGAGACCAUGAAGGAGUUUGUGAGCAACAUGGUGGAUCAUUUUGUUAUAACCUCCCUCCCCACAGAGUCCGAUGGUGGUGCAAGAGUGGCUCUGGUGCAACAAGCCCCACGAAAUUUCACAGUGGACGGAUUCUCAAGCCCAGUGCAUCUGGAGUUUGACUUGACUACAUAUAGCAGUAAAGACCUGGUGAAAAUGCAUAUCCAAGAAUCCAUAAACCAGCUAGAAGGGCCAUCAGCUGUGGGUCAUGCACUAGAGUGGACUGUUAAUAAUGUGUUUCUUGAAGCCCCCAAUCCAAGAAAACACAGGGUCAUUGUUACACUACUUGGGAGUAAGACAAGUUCUUGGGACAGAGAGAAGUUGAGAAAAAUGUCACUAGAAGCCAAAUGCCAAGGGUUCACCAUGUUCACCUUAGCACUUGGAAGUGGAGCUGAUGAUACCGAGAUGACAGAACUGUCUAGUGUGCCCGUGGAACAACAUCUGUUGCAGCUCGGCAGGGUGAAUAAACCCGAAUUGCCAUAUGCCCUGAAGUUUAGUCGAGCCUUCUUAAAUCUUUUAAAACGUGGAAUAAACCCUUAUCCUCCACCAGGACUGCAGGAAGAAUGUGAGACUCUGGAUCGGGGAGACACUUAUCAGCAACUAACAGCAAAGACUGAUAGUAUUCUUUUCGCAGAAUUGGAGUACAGAGAUGCUUCCCCGCCAUCAGAAUUACCAAAAAUAAACUUUCAAGAUGAAAUUAUGGAUGCUCACAAGCAACAUGUGGAACAUAAAGAAGAAGAGUAUGAUCGUGACAAGAACAAUUAUUUCAGAAAUAUUAGUGCCCAAGAUGGGAGGAGGAAACAGGACCAAGAACGUUCUGAGCAAGUACAAAAAAUAGCAGAUGCUUGCAUUGGUGAAAUGGACAAUGGUGAUUGUGAAGAUUACACCCUGAAAUGGUAUUUUGAUAAUAAUCUGGCCAAGUGUUCUCGGUUUUGGUAUGGUGGCUGCGGAGGGAACAAAAAUAGGUUUGAAUCUCGAGCGGAAUGUGAAGCUUUAUGCAUAAAGGUGUCCUAAGGUGGAGAGUGUCACUCAUAAAUGGUGCUCCUAGUUGCCUAUUAAAGCAGGAACAGAACUCAAAAUAUAAAGUCUCUAUUUUAGAUCAAAGUGGUUUCAAAUUUUGUGAAGCAGAGGUGACAUUUAUAUUUAUCUGUUUUUGGUUUUUAUUUGUAUAUAUAAUAAGACAACAGAUGGCACUUGAAGUCUCACAUCUUUCUUUUGGCAGAUAUGUAGUGGAAAAUUAUGCUACCUUUCAGUUGUCAGGCUUGUUUAUUUGAGGUGAUGACAGAUAUGAUUGUUGACUAUAGAUUUUAUCACAUGAGGCUUGUAACAUAUAUUGUGGAAUCCUUAGCCACAAAUGAAAAAAAAACCUUGCAUGGCACUAACCUCACAGCAAACCAAUUUGCAACCAUUGGGAAAGAAGUCAUUUUUAGAAAAUUUGGGAGUGGGUGUAGGCUGUUUUAGUUAUGUGUUCAAUGUUUCUCAGCCAUGUAGUAAUUUCAAGACACUUCUGCAGCAACUUUGCGGCCAGUGAUGUCUAUUGUAGGCAUGUUAUGUCUGUGGCUGUCCUAUACAGUUUCCUGUUCCCAAUCUGCUGGCCUUUAAACUUCCAGAGACAGAGAAAAUUUCUGGCUGCAAAGCCAUGACUUCCCCUCACUCUGUUGGUUUCUUGAAUUUAAGUAACUAUGCAGCUCUAUACAAAACUAUUUUAUUGAUCAGUGAAUUGGCCAUAUCAAAAUACACAAUAUAAACACAACAAACAGUAUACAUCUAAUCCAAAUAUAAAUACAGUAGAGUCUCACUUAUCCAAGCUAAACGGGCCAGCAGAAACUUGGAUAAGCGAAUAUCUUGGAUAAUAAGGAGGGAUUAAGGAAAAGCCUAUUAAACAUCAAAUUAGAUUAUGAUUUUACAAAUUAAGCACCAAAACAUCAUGUUAUACAACAAAUUUGACAGAAAAAGUAGUUCAAUACGCAGUAAUGUUAUGUUGUAAUUACUGUAUUUACGACUUUAGCACCAAAAUAUCACGAUAUAUUGAAAACAUUGACUACAAAAAUGGCUUGGAUUAUCCAGAGGCUUGGAUAAGCGAGGCUUGGAUAAGUGAGACUCUACUGUAUAAAUAUACAUAUACAGAAGAAAAAAGUGGAGGAUGCCAAUUUAAGUAAUUAUGCAGCUCUAUAGCUGAACUAAGAUGCUGUUACGGAUUUCUCUCAUAAUUAAACAUUUCCUUUCCUUGCAAGACCAUUUUGACGCACAAUCAUGCAUGGCGUCACUAAAUAUGGUUUCCAAGUCAAAACUACCCUCCCCACUUGCAGAAUACACAAAAUGCUUUUAAUUGCAAAAUGCUUUUUAAUUUUUUAAUUUUUUUUAGUGUGUGUGUGUGUGCAAAAAAAUUAUUUGAUGCUUAGACCAUAGGUCUUUCAUAUGCAAGACAAACAAACAAGUACAUGAAAGCCAGAUUAUCAAAUGCAAUAUAAAACAUGCCAUUAAACCCCUAUAUAAACCAUUAAAACAUUAAAAUGCUGCAAAUAUCAAUGUCAGGAUAUGCCCUUCAAAUACUACAUAUUUCAUGAAUUAGCACCAACAUAAUUAAAAACAAGAUAAAACCAAGUAAGUAAUAAUAAGUUUAUUUUAAUACAGUAGAGUCUCACUCAUCCAACAUAAACGGGCCGGCAGAACGUGGGAUAAGCGAAUAUGUUGGAUAAUAAGGAGGGAUCAAGGAAAAAUCUAUUAAACAUCAAAUUAGGUUAUGAUUUUACAAGUUAAGCACCAAAACAUCAUGUUAUACAACAAAUUUGAGAGAAAAAGUAGUUCAAUACGCAGUAAUGCCAUGUAGUAAUUACUGUAUUUACGAAUUUAGCACCAAAAUAUCACGAUGUAUUGAAAACAUUGACUACAAAAAUGCGUUGGAUAAUCCGGAACGUUGGAUAAGCGAAUGUUGGAUAAGUGAGACCCUACUGUAAUAAUAAGUUUAUUUAUAUCCCGCCUCCAUCUCCCCCGAAGGGGACUCGGGGCGGCUUACAGCAAAAUCAGAUACAAAACAAUGAUAAAAUAAAAUAUGAAACAUCAAAGAACAAUAAUAAAAAACCAGUAAUAAUAUAUAC